Messenger RNA from Trichomonas vaginalis G3, 2148 nucleotides. RefSeq names its product serine-type endopeptidase protein. The record is from RefSeq and is a predicted model, not a curated record. The coding region runs from base 1 to 2148 and encodes 715 amino acids. Lineage: Eukaryota; Parabasalia; Trichomonadida; Trichomonadidae. The transcript has a single exon.
AUGCUUUUCAUACUUGCCGUUUUCUCUGACAUACAAUGGACAUGCAGCUUUAAUGGCACAAGAAGUUACACACUCCCAGCAGGUCUCUAUGAUAUCAGAAUUCAAGGUGCUCCUGGAGGUGAUGGCUGCAAUAAUGGCGAUGUUGUGAGCCGUGGUGGACAUGGCGCAAAAGUUAGUGCAAAUGUAAGAAUACAUGGAUCCAAAAAUGUUAUAUUUACUAUCGGUGGCACACCUGAAAGAAAUGAUUGCAAGAAAAGGAAUAAAGGUGGCAUCCCAGGACAGGGCGGUGAUGCAGGUGAUGAUGCUAAUGGUGAUGGUAAUGAUUAUUCGGGCGGUGGCGGUGGUUAUACCGAAAUGAAAGAUGGUUCGGGUAAUACAAUCAUGCUUGCCGGCGGUGGGUCCGGUGGUUGCGGUACAUUCGAAGGUGGAUUUGGCGGAACCGUUGGUACAAAUGGUGGUUAUGUUGAUGGAGACCAAGCUCUACCAAAUGAUCAGCAUACCGGUUCAAGACAAGGUGCAACAGGAACAGAUCGAUAUUAUAUCCCAGGAGCUGGUGGUGGUGGCGGUUACUACGGUGGAAACGGCGGUGACGGUACUGGCAAUCUUUUUGCAUCUGAUAGGAAUGCAUGUGGUUUCGGUGGCUCAUCAUACUAUGAUCUAACAAACGGCGAUAACUCAUGGUUUGAUGGUACAGUGUCUGUUCAAGCAGGAAACCAAGUUGAUCAGGAAAGAUAUUCUCAAGGCUGUUACCAAAUCAUUACAUCUUAUCAAUGCAUUGCAAAUUGUUAUGACUGCAGAGAUGGAAGUACAUGCCAGACCUGUGAAUCAGGUUAUAUCAAGUAUAAUAACAAAUGCUAUUCAACUUGCCCAGAAAAAACAUUUUUUGCAUCAGAUACAUGUGUACAAUGCCAUUCUAGCUGCCAAACAUGUUCAGGGACAUCAAGUAACCAAUGCACUUCUUGCCCAUCAGGAAAGAUUUUAUGGAAUGGACAGUGUUUACCACCAAGAACUAUGAUUCCUACACCAAUGGUCACUCCUAUAUAUACACCAUACGAUACACCAUUCUUAACUGCAAUAAAGACACCAUAUGAUACUCCAUUUCUGACAAAUUCUGAAACUCCCGUCGAAACUCCAUAUCUAACCGAUAAAGAAACACCACUUGAGACAGUUGUUGAAACCCCUGCAAUAACAGCCCAGGAAACACCAGUUGAAACACCUUACUUAACUGAAAUUGAAACACCUGAAGAAACCGUUUUUGAAACUCCAUUUUCAACUUCAGUCGAAACACCAUAUAUGACAGAAGAAGAAACUCCUAUCAAAACAGUAGUCGAAACUCCUUUUGAAACAGCCUUCAUUACACCGAUCUUCACAGAACACGAAACAUUAAUUGAGACUGCAUUUGAUACUCCUUUUCUGACAGAAAAAGAAACACCUGCUGUAACCUUUGUUGAAACACCAUUUCAUACGGCAAUAGAAACACCAUACUUCACAGCUCAUCGAACACCAUUUGAAACUGCUUCCGAAACUUUAUUUGAAUCUCCGUUUUCAACAGCUUUUAGUACACCAAUUUUGACUAUACGUGAAACUGCUUAUGAAACAGUUGUCGAAACCCCAUUUUUGACUGAAAAAGAAACAGCAGUUGAAACGAUUUUCGCUACAAAUUUCGCCACAGCUGAAGAAACCGUAGCACAAACUGUUUUUGAAACCCCAUUUUCUACAGCAGUUGAACCAAUUGCUUCAGAUCCAUCUGAGACAUUACAAAAUACUGAAAUAGUUCACACAGAUUUCAACGAUCCAUCAAAUCACAGUGGAAAUGCCAAUGUUAACAGCGGCGAGAAUAAAAGAGAUUCAACGAAUAAAAAGAAGUACAUUUAUAUUGGAAUAGGAUGUAGUCUUCUAUUCAUCAUCAUUGUGAUUUGUGCCAUUAUUGCUGCUGUUCAUUUUAUGCAUAAUUCGGAUUCAGACUCAUCAGAAUCGAAAUCAGAGGAAAUGCAAGUUGAAUCAGUAAUUUCUACAACAACAACAUAUCAUAAUGUAGCAAUAACAAUAGAUAAUCCAUUAUUCACUACUUCAGUUUUGGAUGAAACAUCGGAUGAUUUAUUCAGACAAGAUUUUGAAGAAAAUAAUUAUUUUGUUUUGAAUAAUUAA